Xenopus laevis (African clawed frog) is the source of this 2000-nucleotide messenger RNA. It is a transcript of the gene soat2.L, whose product is annotated as sterol O-acyltransferase 2. The record is from RefSeq and is a predicted model, not a curated record. Lineage: Eukaryota; Metazoa; Chordata; Amphibia; Anura; Pipidae. The transcript is spliced from 12 exons. Bases 7 to 1398 code for a protein of 463 amino acids.
GGUGGCAUGUCUAAUGACAACUGCAUCAAUGGUCUCAUAGAAUGGAAGAGACAUAUGGAGGGGGUAAAAGCUGAACUAGUAGAAGAAAUGAGCUGCCACCUAAAAGAUCUCCUGGAUAAAGCUGUAGCAGAAGCUAUACGUUCAAACAAAAGAGACCAAGCCUCCGUACUAUCCUCAAAAAAAGACCACGUUAAUAAUAAUAAAAGGCACCAAGGAUCGAUUUCGGAAAAGCAAAAAGUAUUUAUGCAUCGUGCUUCUCUGUUGAAACUAUUUUUGGAUCUUGACCUUUUGUUCUACACCUUUGGACAGCUUAGCACUGUGGUGUGGUCAUGGCUCUGUCUAUUUAUGUAUACACUCCUAGUUCCCUACAGAGCCUUACAUGUUUUGGGAUCUAUGUACUCAGAAUCAAGCCAUCCGUUGUUGCUCUCUGGUUUAGUAGGAGGUCAGCUGCUUGUCUGCCAAAUAUCUGUUCUUGGUGUGCUGCCAAUAUAUGUUGUGACACAGUACAAGCUGCCUCCUGCAUCCAGCUUUAUUGUUAUCCUUGAGCAGGUUCGUUUCCUGAUGAAGAGCUACUCCUUUUUGAGAGAGUGCACUCCAUUGGUCCUGAGAAAGGAGAAAUUAUGGACCUGUUUUUUCCCUCCUAUAUCCCAAAGGUACAAGGCUAAUGCUAAGCACUCCUUCUGUCUUUUUAGAACUCCAUGUAUAAAAUGGAAUUUUGUGGCAAAGAAUUUUGCUCAAUUCCUUGGAUGUCUGUUUUUUGGGUACUAUCUUCUCUUCACCCUGUGCAUUCCAGUUUUCACUAACAUGAGCAAACAGCCAUUUAGCACUAAGACGCUGGUGUUGUCCAUCUUCCAUGCUACUCUUCCAGGUACAUUUGUGCUUCUGCUGUCAUUUUUUGCCUUCCUGCAUUGCUGGUUGAAUGCCUUUGCAGAGAUGCUUCGUUUUGCAGACCGUAUGUUCUACAAGGACUGGUGGAAUUCUACGUCAUUUUCAAAUUAUUAUCGCACAUGGAAUGUUGUUGUACAUGACUGGCUGUAUUAUUACGUGUAUCGAGACUUGCUUUCGCUGUGUAAGCAAUGGUACCGUGCUGGGGUCAUGCUGACGGUGUUCCUCAUUUCUGCCUCAGUUCAUGAAUACGUCUUUACAUUGUCGCUUCGCUACUUCUACCCUGUCAUGUUUUGCUUUUUCGCCAUAUUUGGAGUCCUCUUCAAUUUCAUGAUCAAUGAUAAACGUAAAAGCCCUGUCUGGAACGUGAUGGUUUGGACUUUCCUGUUUAUUGGUCAGGGCAUCCAGCUGUGCCUGUACUGCCAGGAGUGGUAUGCUCACAUUCACUGCCCUCUCACUGAGAAAACCUUUUGGGGAUUGGUGACUCCUCGAUCCUGGUCCUGUCGCUCAUAGCCAAGGAACCCUGGAUAGACCUAACACCAACAACACCAAAAAGGACUCUGCUUUGUAAUCAACAUUUCACCAGAGCCUAAAAAGUUUACAGUAGGAGUAAUUUCAGGGUGUAACAAUGUUUGCAAUAUGUCGGAGUCAAGAGCAAGAUCAAGAUCAAGAUGGAGCUUCUUACUUAUGAACUGUAUGGAUUCUAAAUAAAUAAACCAACAAAGUAUUUCCAUAAAUCCUGGUACAGGCCUUAUCAACCACAUGGGCCACCGUUCGAUCAGGUGCUAUAUUGCGACAACAUUUCCUGUAAUUUUGUGUUACUUAUAAUUCACAAGAAAUCAAGAGAUGAUAAAAUAGUAUUAUAGGCCUAUAAGGAACUGGUGUGAAGUUCCUUAUUCUGCAAAAAGGGCUAUAAGCUCAAGCUAAAAUGCAGAUUUGCACAUAAAAUACAUUGUGUAUUUUAUAGAAUCUUUAUUUUGGUUGUCAUGAUAAUCAUUUCAUCAGACAUCAGACUCAGAAUAAGAAAGAAGGAAGCCAACUGGUAUAGGGAAACAAUACUAUAUUUAUAUAUAAUACACAAAAGCCAUGAAUAUCUUGUAAAUUAUAUCCUUAUA